Zingiber officinale is the source of this 778-nucleotide messenger RNA. RefSeq names its product microsomal glutathione S-transferase 3-like. The transcript is spliced from 4 exons. Gene Ontology annotation, molecular function: glutathione peroxidase activity; glutathione transferase activity. The record is from RefSeq and is a predicted model, not a curated record. Gene Ontology annotation, cellular component: nuclear envelope; membrane; endoplasmic reticulum. The coding region runs from base 197 to 637 and encodes 146 amino acids. NCBI's taxonomy places the organism in Eukaryota, Viridiplantae, Streptophyta, Magnoliopsida, Zingiberales, Zingiberaceae.
CGAGAGUGGAGAGAAGAAACCUGCACAAGAAUUUGGUCCACAAUAAAGAAAAAAAAUAAUAAAGCGGUGUGCUUUGGUUGUAAGCGAGAGCAAGGGAUCUAAUUCUCCAUUUCUUUUGCCAGUUUUUUUAACCAAAAUUUUGACUACCAAAUCGGCGCAAACGGAGAAGGAGAAGAAGGAGAAGGGGAAUUCAGCCAUGGGGGUUACCUUCGAGAUCCCGAAUGAGUACGGCUUCGUCGUUCUCGUCCUCGUCUCCUACGUCGUCCUCAAUGCCUGGAUGGCUAUCCAAGUCGGCAAGGCGCGCAGGAGGUACAAUGUGCCCUAUCCCUCCCUGAUCGAGUCGGAGAACAAGGACGCCAAGCUCUUCAACUGCGUCCAGAGGGGGCACCAGAACUCGCUGGAGAUGAUCGCGGUGUUCUUCGCCACGCUUCUGGUGGCCGGGCUGCAGUUCCCGGUCGCCGCCGCGGGGAUCGGCGCAUUAUACACGGUCGCGCGAUGGUUCUACUUCAAGGGAUACUCCACUGGCGUGCCGGAGAACCGCCACAAGAUCGGGUGGCUUAGCUUCUUGGCGAUCUGGGGGCUUAUAAUCAUCACGGCGGCGAUGGGGAUAAGCUUGAUCGUGCGGGAUCUGCUGUGAUGCGGCUUUGGUUUCUUGGCGGUGCAAUGAGCAUAUUGUUCGUUUUUUUAUAUUUUUUGAUGUCAGGUAACGACCAUAUGGUGUUCGUUUUGUUCCUUCCAUCUGCAAUCGAUGGUUUAUGUUUGAUUCGGUUCGUUUCCA